GCUUUCUGGCUGUUUUCAGGCUGUUUCAGGCUGUUUCUGGAUGUUUUGCAGGAGACUGCUGGCUGCUGGCUGCCAUUGGUUCUCUGACUCUGACUGACCGCCUGCUGCACCGCGUCGUUCCCCACGGUCAGGCCUUCAGCCGCGACUACGCCGGCAUCUUCCACUUCCAGUUCUGGCAGUUUGGGGAGUGGGUGGACGUGGUGAUUGACGACCGUCUGCCGGUUAAAGAUGGAGAGCUGCUGUUCGUCCACUCGGCGGAGGGGAGGGAGUUCUGGAGCGCUCUGCUGGAGAAAGCCUACGCCAAGUAAGACCUGUCUGUCUGUCUGCCUGUC
Etheostoma cragini (Arkansas darter) is the source of this 332-nucleotide messenger RNA. RefSeq names its product calpain-1 catalytic subunit-like. The transcript is spliced from 2 exons. The annotation marks the transcript as partial. Gene Ontology annotation, molecular function: calcium-dependent cysteine-type endopeptidase activity. Gene Ontology annotation, cellular component: cytoplasm. NCBI's taxonomy places the organism in Eukaryota, Metazoa, Chordata, Actinopteri, Perciformes, Percidae. The record is from RefSeq and is a predicted model, not a curated record. Gene Ontology annotation, biological process: proteolysis.